This is a messenger RNA of Gavia stellata (red-throated loon), 4323 nucleotides long. RefSeq names its product signal peptide peptidase like 2A (gene SPPL2A). Gene Ontology annotation, biological process: membrane protein proteolysis. Bases 34 to 1647 code for a protein of 537 amino acids. The record is from RefSeq and is a predicted model, not a curated record. Lineage: Eukaryota; Metazoa; Chordata; Aves; Gaviiformes; Gaviidae. The transcript is spliced from 16 exons. Gene Ontology annotation, molecular function: aspartic endopeptidase activity, intramembrane cleaving. Gene Ontology annotation, cellular component: lysosomal membrane; Golgi-associated vesicle membrane; lumenal side of endoplasmic reticulum membrane.
UCCCCGAGCAGGUGGCGGUGGCCGCUGAGGAAGAUGAGGGCCGCUGGGCUGCUGUGGGCCGCGCUGUGGGGCCUGCUGCUCUCGCCGGUAACUGCAGAUGAGGGGAUCCUGCACGCUUCUGGAAAUGGUGUGGCUCCAGUAUCAAAGGAUUACUGCAUAAUUUACAAUUCUAAUUGGAUAUCUCUUCCAAAGACCCUGGACAAUGCUACUUUCAGUGCUUUGGAAAACUUGACUUCUACGGUACUCUGCAAUUCUUCUGAAGUUCCUUCUGGUUUAAUGAAGGACAAAGCAGUUGUGGUGAUGAGAGGAAACUGCACUUUUUUGGAGAAAGCAAGAAUUGCACAAAGUUCGGGUGCUAAAAUGCUGUUGAUUGCCAGUAAACCUAGACUAUCUCCUCUUUCAGAUAACAAGACUGAUUUUGAAGAUGUGACUCUUCCAGUUGCUCUUAUAAGAUAUAAUGACAUAGUAGAUAUGCAGCUGACGCUUGGAAAUGAAGUUAAUGUGACUCUGUAUUCACCACCUUUGCCAGAGUUUGAUUGCAGUAUGGUUGUCAUCUUCCUAAUUGCUGUGUUUACGGUGGCACUAGGAGGCUACUGGAGUGGAGUAGCAGAACUUGAGAAUUUGAAAGCAAUAGCAAGUCCUGGGGAGAGAGAAACAAGACGGAAGAAGGAAGAAAAUGUUACUUUCACCCCUGUAACAGUUAUCUUGUUUGUUGUCAUCUGUUGUGUUAUGCUGGUCUUACUUUAUUUCUUCUAUAAAUGGUUAGUGUAUGUUAUAAUAUCAGUCUUCUGCUUGGCAUCUGCAAUGAGUCUAUACAACUGUCUUGCGGCAUUAAUAGGAGAAAUACCUUUUGGGCAGUGCAGGAUUGCGUGUUGCAACAAAAACAUUGAAGUGAGGCUUAUUUUUCUUGCUGUAUUCUGCAUAGCAGCAGCUGUUGUCUGGGCAGUGUUUCGAAAUGAAGAUAGGUGGGCUUGGAUUUUGCAAGAUAUUUUGGGAGUUGCUUUCUGCCUAAACUUUAUUAAAACACUGAAAAUGCCCAACUUUAAGUCCUGUGUGAUACUUCUAGGCCUUCUCCUUCUAUACGAUGUAUUUUUUGUCUUCAUAACACCAUUUAUCACAAAGAAUGGGGCAAGUAUAAUGGUUGAAGUUGCAGCUGGUCCUUUUGGAAACAGUGAAAAGAAUGAUGGAAACUUGGUGGAAGUCCCUACUGAACGCUCAGCUCCCCAUGAGAAAUUACCUGUGGUUAUUAGAGUGCCUAGACUUGAAUACUCUGCAUCGACACUGUGUGACAUGCCAUUUUCAUUGUUGGGUUUUGGAGACAUUAUUGUCCCAGGGCUUCUGGUUGCCUAUUGUCGAAGAUUUGAUGUUCAGACAAGUUCAUCUUCCGUAUACUACGUUUCCUGUACAAUAGCUUAUGCCAUUGGUAUGGUGCUGACUUUCAUUGUUUUGGCGUUAAUGAAGAUGGGACAACCUGCCCUACUCUAUCUUGUACCAUGUACACUCAUUACUAGCUCGCUUGUUGCUUGGAGGCGCAAAGAGAUGAAGAAGUUUUGGAAAGGAAGCAGUUACCAGAUGAUGGAACACCUGGAUUAUACAGGAAAUGAAGAAAGCACAGCAUCAGCCAGUGAACAGCCUGGAGGACAAUAACAUGUAGGAUCCUGAUUUAAAAUAGUAUUCAAAUUUUCUACAAAUGAAUUACAGUAAAUUUGGUGAAGCUUUACAAUAGAGUAUUUCCUACUCUCUGUAAAAGGGUUUUUUACUCCACCUAUAUUUUUAUGGAAAAUAAUGUUAAUAACAAAAAAGUAAUCAAAAUAGACUUGCAUUUUUACAGCCAAACCAUAGCUAGUAAAACCGUGCCUUAUUUCAAUUUAAAUAAAAGGAUAUUUUCUAUGCAAUUUUCCAAAUGUGUUUCUAUACAGUAUAUUUUUAUAAAAGUUUCUUGCCCAUAUCAGUUUGAUGCAUGAAAUGUUUUCUUAAAAUUGAUUAAGACUAGUCAAGUUUCAUUUAAAAAAAAAAAGUACACUACCCUUCAUAGGAUUCCUUUCAAGAUUUUGAAUGCAAAGAUUGGUAGUAAUGUAACUAUAGCAACUAAAGAAUGAAACUAUAGUUCCAUUUCUACAAGUAAUUGAAUAAACAGUGUGUAUGUUAGUCUAUGUACAUUGUAAGCCAUAGAAUAGAUAACAGGGUAAAUUUAGCUUGGGGUUGUGAGUUUUUGGUUUGUUUUUUUUGUUGUUUGGGUUUUUGUUUUCUUUUUUUACCCCUAUAGUAUCACUGACUUAUGCCUUAAUUGUGAAAAUUGUUAAGCUUUGAUGCAAGUCUUUGGAUUAUAUACAUCGCCAACCAUUUCCAAAAAAAUAAAAGGGGGGGAGGUACUUACACAGUGGUCCUGGAAACUUAGGUGCAGCUCCUGGAAUAGUUGACAAACAAGAUGGUGCUAAAGGCAAGAGGGUUUUUGCUCAAUAAGUGCUGUUUGGGGGGGUGGGGUGAAAUAUUAACUCUGGCCUGGUUCUUCUACCCAUUGAGACUAGGUCUAUAUUUGUGGUCUUCAUGUGGCUGUGGAUCAGUUCAAAGGGAUGGGGGAAUACAGGACAGAUUUUAUUUUAUUUUGAGCUUUUGCAUCUACACCGUACUUUUUUUGGAAACUUUUUGAAAAUUCUGUGCAGUUGAUAGACAAAACAACAGAUUUGAAUAGUGCUAGUAGUGCCUGUGUUAGGUAAGGCCAAUGCAUGUGUUUAACUUGUUUAAUCUUAAUUUGUUUUAGCUUUUAAAGACUGGGAAAAGGAGAAAUAGUUUAAAUCAUUAGUUUGCAUUUAGAAGAGUUUGAGUUUGUUUGACACUUCUUUUUUUUUUCAGGAAACUGCAAAUUGUGGGGGAUUAGGCAUAGAAAAUUUGUAUAGCUGUAAUGCUAACACUUUACACCAAAGAAAAUUGGAGCAGGCAACAACAGGAAACCACUGAGUUCACUUAGUGCUAACGUCAGGUAGUUGUUAAAACAUUUUUCCUAUUCUUUAAAUGAAUGUCAUUCUUAUAGUUAGUACAAGUUCAAGAACCCUGGAGAAAGCAACCCAAUAAGCACAUGCAGAGAAACGGCAAUGCAGGCUUUCCUGCAGUGCAUCACGUAAGUGCCUCAGUGAUCGUCUGAAGGUCACCUUUAGACAUUUAUAGUUAGUUUGGGGCAUGUCGGCUCAGGAAAACUUACCCAGAUUAAAUCUAGUUUAGCUAGAUUUACUUUGGAAGUAUGCUAAUUAAGACAAUUGUAAAUCUAUAUUGGCAGUUAACAAAGGCUUACUGCAAAUGCACCGCUUCACAUAAUUUAUGUCAAGUUUAAACUUCUGCUUGGAAGAGUCAGGAGCAGACAAACUUACAGCCUGAGUAUCUGUUGUUGCCAUUCACACAGAUUGACUGUGGUGCCAGUUGAUAUGGGUAACAUAACGACCUUGUUUGCAACUUCCCUAAGGAAACAGAAAUUGCAAACAGUUUUCAUAUGUUAGCAGUUGCCCCUCUUGACUUUCUUGACCUAAGCUUGAACUGACAGCCUCAGAAUACAAUGAUCUUGUGCACCAUCUUCAAUUUUUAUUUGACUGGCACUUAAUAAACUACAGCAUAUCUCAAUGUUCCAACAGCAGACUGAAAACUUGUCUUCUGAUCUGCUGUCAAGCUCUUUGACAAGCCCAGUAUCUGCCAAAGUUAAAGGUUAUGAAGAAGUUUCUGAAAAUUCCUGAAAAAGUCAUAACUCUAUUCAAAGUCAUGUACCACUCAAAGCCCUCAGAAGCUUCACAAAGCUAUGUAAUAUGACUCCUUUUUCUCUUUUGAAAUCUUCUGCAUGGACGAUUUAUUACAUUUUCAGCUAUAAAUGAUAAUGGAAUUAGUAUAAAUAAAGAAGACCUUUGGCAACAUAAGUGUAUUCAGCAGCUGGCUGUGGAAACUGUCUUGUUCUGUGUCUAAUUACGCUCCAUGCCUGAGGUUUCACACAUGUGCUGCAGUUUAAUGGGAUUUAAACUAACUUUUUUCUUUCAAAUGCUUAGGUGCUUUGUUUACAAAAAUUAAGAAUGGAGUUUAAAAUUUUAUAUAAAUAAUAGGUUAGUAUUGACUACUGAAAUGAGGUUUUUCUAAGUUCAAUAGAACUGAUUGCAACACUUUUUAGCAAUUUUGAAUGUUUUUAAUAUUAAAUUUGGUUGAGCUAAACACUAUGUUAAAAGCCCUUUUAGUCAUACUUUAAUAUAAAAAUCUUACUGCCUUUUCAUUGUAUGUUUACUGACAACAGCCCCCUUCCUUAUGACUCUUUAAGUUAUCACUUUAAGAAUGUUAUUAAUAAAUGUUACU